UCAAGGAUUGCACAAGUUCAUUUGGGGCUUGGAAAACCGCAUGAUAGCCUGGUAAUUCUGAAAAUCCUUUUAGCCAGUCUGCAGCUUCAUUCGCACAUGGUUUAGCUGGACCACCCAUUCUCGGUGCAUCACCGUCUUCUCUUCUGAGAUGAGUGCUUGAACAGCAUAAGAGGAAUUAAGUUCAGAUUAUAAAAGUUCAGUGACCUCCGUAGAGUCAGAUUCUACCACGAUCCUCCUUUGCCCUGUGUCCCGUGUCCCAAGCGAGUUCAAGGCCAAGCAAACAUGCCCAUAAGACUAAGAUACCCAUUUUUUGAGGAGCAGCAGGCGAGGAUGUAGAAGUGAUGCUGAAGCUUCGGAGCCCAUUCUAUCUUCUUCACACGCUAAAGCAACGAUUUUUACCCCCUUAUCACUCUCUCGGCACCAUAAUUCAGCCAUCACCGUCCACGCCGCAGCUGGUGGCGGAGGACUUUGCACUUGCCAAACUCAUUCUCGAAUCAGAUACGCAAUCUCUGUCUGAAACCCUACAAAGAACAACUUUCCAAUGGAAUCCAGACCUGGUGGAUAAGGUCCUCAAACGCCUAUGGAACCAUGGACCCAAAGCGCUGCUAUUUUUCAAGUGCCUUGAACACCACCCGACCUAUACUCAUGCCUCGUCAUCCUUUGAUUACGCCAUUGACAUUGCCGCUCGUAUGCGUGACUACAAGUCUGUUUGGACUCUGGUUGCUCGUAUGCGAGCUCGCCGUGUCGGACCAAGCCCUCGAACUUUCGCGAUCAUUACUGAGAGGUAUGUCGCUGCUGGUAAAGCUGAUAGAGCUGUAAAGAUUUUUUUGUCAAUGCACAAACAUGGUUGUCGUCAGGAUUUGAGUUCUUUUAAUACGAUCCUUGAUGUGUUGUGCAAGUCCAGACGAGCAGAGAUGGCUUAUAAUUUGUUCAAAGUUUUCAGAGGUAGAUUUAGGGCUGAUAGUAUCAGUUAUAACAUAAUUGCUAAUGGCUGGUGCUUGAUUAAGCGAACGCCCAAGGCUUUGGAGGUGAUGAAGGAGAUGGUAGAAAGGGGAUUGACUCCAACUUUAACUACGUAUAAUAUAUUGCUUAAAGGGUAUUUCAGGACUGGUCAGCUGACGGAAGCUUGGGAUUUCUUUUUGGAAAUGAAGAAGAGGAAAUGCGAUAUUGAUGUUGUGACCUAUACUACCAUGGUUCAUGGGUUUGGUGUUGUGGGUGAAAUUCAAAAGGCUAGAAAGGUUUUUGAUGAGAUGAUUAGGGAGGGUGUUCUUCCUUCAGUAGCAACAUACAAUGCUUUGAUUCAAGUUUUAUGCAAGAAGGAUAGUGUAGAAAAUGCUAUAUUGGUCUUCGAAGAGAUGGUGAGAAAGGGUUACGUGCCUAAUUCAGUUACUUACAAUGUAAUCAUUAGAGGGUUGUGUCAUACAGGUGACAUGCAGAGAGCCAUGGAGUUUAUGGUGAGAAUGGAGGAAGAUGAUUGUCAGCCGAAUGUUCAGACAUAUAAUGUCAUGAUACGAUACUUCUGUGAUGCUGGGGAGAUCGAGAAGGGUUUAGACAUGUUAGAGAAGAUGAGGAACAGGUCAUGCUUGCCCAAUCUAGACACGUAUAACAUUCUGAUCAGUGACUUGUUUGUGAGGAAGAAGUCAGGUGAUUUAGUGGUAGCUGGGAAGUUGUUGACGGAAAUGAUUGGUAGAGGCUUCCUGCCACGAAAAUUUACUUUUAAUAGAGUAUUAAAUGGGCUUGUGUUAACAGGCAGUCAAGAUUUUGCAAAAGAGAUACUAAGAUCACAGAGUAGAUGUGGCCGGGUUCCUCGGCAUUUGAAGCUCUGAAUGCUGGUUGCUUGUGGUUCAUGUGUGAUUUUAUUGGUCUUCUGUGAUAACUGUAACUGGCUCCUUAGAGUUCCAAAAUGAUAAUGUAAAUCAAUUUAUAUUGUUGUUGUAGAAAUUGAGGAAGAAAUGCGGAUUUAUCAGUCUUGGAAAUUUUAGAGGAUUUGAAGAUUUAAUUGUGUCUCCGUAAAGAAUCCAGUGUGCUGCACUGUAUGACUAUUGAACUU
Messenger RNA from Prosopis cineraria, 2050 nucleotides. Its product is annotated as pentatricopeptide repeat-containing protein At1g74900, mitochondrial. The coding region runs from base 342 to 1826 and encodes 494 amino acids. The transcript is spliced from 2 exons. The record is from RefSeq and is a predicted model, not a curated record. Gene Ontology annotation, molecular function: protein binding. Lineage: Eukaryota; Viridiplantae; Streptophyta; Magnoliopsida; Fabales; Fabaceae.